AUGGUUUUUGGAAUCGAUGACACAAGAGCACGAAAAUCUCUAUUGGUUUCGAGAAGGAUAUCAAGCCUCCGCGACCGCCCACCUCCACAGGACCACCUUUCCAUAAGUUUUGAAGAGCUUCCACUUCUGUCUUCGCAGAUGAAGUUCUUCAAUUGGGUGCAAAAUAAGUUUAAUGGCGGACCAGGAAACAGAAAGACAAAUGCAGAUUCUGCUACUACUUGUCAUCAUUCAAAGCAAGAACCCCGCAAUGAAGAGUUCAGUGACUGGCCUAAUGGACUGCUGGCAAUAGGAACGUUUGGUAACAAUGAUCAUCUAAAACAAAACCCAGAAAACCAAAAUGAUCUUGAAGAUAACCCUUCCUCCUCUGAAGAUCUAGCAGAAUUCACACCAGAAGAAGUUGGAAAGCUACAAGAAGAGUUGACAAAGCUCUUAAAACGAAAACCAAUUUCCAAAGUUGAAGAAGAAAUAGCUGAUCUCCCAUUGGAUAAAUUCCUUAAUUGCCCUUCAAGCUUAGAGGUUGAUCGUAGGCUUUCUGAGAACACAUUAUGCAGUACGGUUUCAGAUGAAGAAGAUAUUGAGCGAACUAUCAGAGUAAUACUCGGUAGAUGCAAAGAGGUUUGCAUGGAUAACAAGAAGAAGGCAAUCGGGAAAAAAUCAGUUUCUUUCCUUCUCAAGAAAAUGUUUGUGUGCAGAGGUGGGUUCGCACCAGCUCCCAGUUUGAGAGAUACGUUUCAAGAGUCAAGAAUGGAGAAGCUUUUGAGGACAUUGCUGUCCAAAAAUAUACACCCUCAAAAUUAUUCUCGACCUUCGUCUUCAUCCACAAAGAAAUACCUCCAGGACAAUAGGCCAAAGACUUCUGAAGAAGACGAAAGGAGGAAGAAAACAAGUGAUGGAAGUAAAUGGGUCAAGACUGAUUCUGAAUGUAAGUCGAACUAUUCUGCUAACUAG
Molecule: messenger RNA, 948 nt
Organism: Ilex paraguariensis (yerba mate)
Lineage: Eukaryota; Viridiplantae; Streptophyta; Magnoliopsida; Aquifoliales; Aquifoliaceae
Source: the annotation of a GenBank genome assembly